Melampsora larici-populina 98AG31 is the source of this 2364-nucleotide messenger RNA. RefSeq lists its product as uncharacterized. The record is from RefSeq and is a predicted model, not a curated record. Gene Ontology annotation, cellular component: chromosome; nucleus. Gene Ontology annotation, molecular function: ATP binding; nucleic acid binding. The transcript has 4 exons. The coding region runs from base 1 to 2364 and encodes 787 amino acids. NCBI's taxonomy places the organism in Eukaryota, Fungi, Basidiomycota, Pucciniomycetes, Pucciniales, Melampsoraceae.
AUGUAUCACAAAGGGAGGAACAUUACUGGUCAAAACAAACCCCGGAUGACAUUCUUGCCCGAAGCACACAGUGUCCUCUGGCAUUAUUGGAAUUCUCAAAUCAGGCCGGUUGCAGUUUUCUUCCUCCAGGUGCUAGGCCUUGUUGAUCGUGCAAAGGAGAUGGCUACAUGGGUUUGGGUUAGCAGCAGAAAAGGUGUUUUGGAUACUGAGGACUUUAGCAAUAUCCUCAAAAGGCGCUUCCAUGAGGGUGGGGUGGAACCACUUGGGGUUCGCGAGUGGCGUCAAGCAUCAGUAGCCAUUGUGGAUGCGCACAUCAAGAUUGAUCAUUCUGUGGGAGAGAAUACAAUGUUUGAAAAACAGCAAGGUCACAGCAGGAACACUGCAAACAUGCGUUACGCUGGUUGUGGUGGCUAUGACAUUGAUUGUGACUCUGAAACAAAGUUCCGGUUAGUCAGUCAUGCCAUGCAUAGAUUUUGGAAUAUUGAUAGUGUGCGCACAACUGAAUUUGUCCCACUAGUGCUUGAGGAUCAGCUGACCGGGGCAGAACUGGCCAAAAAGGCUCUGAAGUUGUAUACAGAAGAUGAAGAUGCAGAAUUUAGGACAACUUUUCAAGCACGCUGGGUUAAGGGUGUAUUUGACAGACGGGAAGACUACUUGAUUGUAGCUUGUACUGGGGGUGGUAAAUCAUUGGCAUACACUCUACCUCCUUUAGUGGAAACUUCCGGCACUACAGUUAUCAUCCAACCACUAUGUGCUCUUGUGUCUGAAACGGCUUUGGAGCUUGAACGUAUGAAAGUGGAUCACAUUGUCUAUCAGCCUGGAAUGGAGAUUGAUGAUUGGAACAGGGUAGUUGUUUGUACCACUGAAGCAGCUUCCACCCCAGCCUUUCGACAUCAGCUCAAAAAACUGGCCAAAAUCAACCGAUUUAUUAUUGAUGAAGCCCACUGCUACUUGGACGACAUUGGUUUCCGUGCCUACGCUACUGGGGUAGCCAAACUUCGAUGUUUCAAUGCACCUUUUAUUCUGAUGACUGCAACCCUGCAACCCGAUCAUGAGCAAACACUGCUAAACCUUUUCUCAAUUCAAAAUUAUGUACCUGAGCGUGAAAUUACAGCCCGGAAAGAACUUCAGUUUGUCAUACAUCCCGUAACUCGAGACUUGGACUUCAUCACAGAUCAAGUAGCUCUGAACGUUACAGAAAGCUCUCUGGUCAACAGAGAUCGAAGUAUUAUAUUUAUUGAAAACAUCUCAAAAUGUGAAUUGGUGAUGGCCCGGCUGGAAGACAAGGGUAUACCAGUAACCAUCUACAACUCAAAGCUCACAUCUGAAAGUCAAAAGGAACAGGCAGCACUAUGGCGUUCAACACCCAAGUGUGUAAUGGUUGCUACGAGUGGGUUUGGGGCUGGAAUAAACUUCAAGCAUGUUCGACAUGUGUUUUUGAUUGGAAUGCCGAGGGAUGAUGAAGUCAACAAAUCGUUUCAGGAGGCAGGGCGCGCUGGACGUGAUGAGGCGCCAGCCACAGUCUGGUUGUUUCCUACUUCAAAGCCAGCCAAAGGAAGUUUUGCACACAAACUAAUGGAUAAGACACUGUGCAUUCCGGGUGUGUACGCAAAAUUGCUUGAUGGAAAGCAUCUCAAAUGCUACACGUUUGACGCCUUCAACCCUUGCACUCAUUGUGAUGGACAACAUUUCUCCGAACAUGACAACCUGCCUUCUGAGCCACCUUCAGGCGAGCCACUGCCUGGUGCCAUGGUAGAAUAUUCUAGCAACGUGAAGAAAUCUUGGGAUCAUCAAGCACGGGUGAAGGAUUUGGCUCUUGCCAUCAGCAAAGUACGCAAAAGCCUCAAGAAGACGUGUGGUUGGUGUUUAGCCAAAAACAUACAAGAAAAGCAUCCACCUCAUAGGUGCCCACAACUGGCCAACAAGAAUUGUUGCCGAUGCUCUGAGAGUGGACAUACAAUUUAUACUUGCAAGCGAUCAUUGCUGUCAAAUGUGAUGGAGAAAAAUGGAACACAUGAUCUGUUUAUGUGCCCCAGGUGUGGCUUGGCCAAGCAGUACAAAACUGAACCCUUUCACAUCAAUGGUUACGACAAGGCUACCCAAAAAUGUGAUAGUGGCCUUCAGGAUGUUUGUCAGUGGUAUGUCUGGUAUCACUGGAGGUACAAGAAGCAACAAAUUGAGGAUGUCAUCGCCUGUCUCACAUUCAACGUCAAGAAGGUCCCCACAACUAUCUCAACCAAGGAGGCAACCACUGAACAGUUCAUCCAGUGGCAAGGCAGCAAUGGGUUUUUGGGAUGUCCUUGGGCCAAUGUAGUCACAUUGUUUUUGCUUCUCAGCAAACCUGACCUCAAGAAAUGGUUGUAA